This is a messenger RNA of Stegostoma tigrinum, 1716 nucleotides long. RefSeq names its product opa interacting protein 5 (gene oip5). Bases 73 to 600 code for a protein of 175 amino acids. The record is from RefSeq and is a predicted model, not a curated record. The transcript is spliced from 6 exons. Gene Ontology annotation, biological process: CENP-A containing chromatin assembly; chromosome segregation. Gene Ontology annotation, cellular component: nucleus; chromatin; chromosome, centromeric region. Lineage: Eukaryota; Metazoa; Chordata; Chondrichthyes; Orectolobiformes; Stegostomatidae.
GCGUACUGCGCAUGUACGCUGGUUUGAACGCAGUGCGGCGCGCGUUUGCUAACGGUCGUGUUUGAGGAGGAGAUGGACAGUGUUGUGAUUGGGUCCUUGAAGGUGAAGGACUGUGUGAUCUUCCAGUGCAAGAGAUGUCACACUGUGUUGGGAGAUUCUCUGCAAUCCUGCGGUAGCAGCUUACCAUUGAACAUGCUGUUAUGUUUGAGGGUGACUGAAAAUGUGGACAUGGAUCCCGUCAGCUUUAUUGGGUGUGAAGGGCCAAUGUCUAAAUGCCUUUACAAGUCACUUUACUGCAGCUUCUGCAGAGCCCAUGUGGGUAUUGUUCCCUUCUCUACAACAGAUGCUUUGGAUCACUUACGUGGACUAUACUGCUUGGACAAGUGUGCCUUGCACUGCUACAUGUUGCAGAGCACGUCUGAGGUGGAAGCUGCUGCCCUAAGUCUUCAACCUCAAUGCUUAACUCAGCACAUAGGAGAGUUGAAAAGACAGCUUGUGGUGGCUCACUAUCGAUUGUUAGCAGCAAUGAACAAGUUGGAUGAACUGGUUGGAGAGGAGAGUGGACUAGGGACCAGUGUCACUCUGAGACAUAGGCAUUAACAGAAGUGUGGCCUGUGCUCUAAGGUGUGAGAGUGUGAUUUUGGGCCUUUGAAAAUACAGCCACUGUUAACUACAAGCCAGCUGCCACACUUGGCUGCCUUGAAAAAGAAUCUUCAACAGAGCUCUGAGAGUGGAGCAGAGGAAGCAUCACUGUUUUGAAAUUGUUCAUAAGCAUAAGUUGUGCGUGUACUGCGCUUUGGCUUUGUGACCUGUCAUCUGACAUUCAGAACUUGAUUACACCUACACAGUCCAACACGUAACCUGAUCACAUCCAUAUUAGUAUAACCUGCAAUCUGAUUUACAGAAUAGUACAACAUUUUGGGUAUUUUAAGCCUUCAGAAGCCAGUGACUUGCUAUCAAGGACUGCAGGUCACUUUACACUACAGCAAAUAGUGAAUCCACAUUAGUCACUAUAUCGUUCUACCUGGUACUCAGAAAUGUACUAAAUAUACACCGGUCCUAGUCAGCUUUCGUGUCCAUAUAAUCAUCACAAAAUCUACAUAUAAGAUGUUAAGUUGGCCUGCCGCCUCACGACUACAUUACUAAUUUAUGGUGGGUUUGUGCUACAGGCAUAUCAAUUUUCAUGCUCAGCCACUUCAAAUCAUUAAAGCAUACUGUCCAGCCCCUGUCUUUUUUUUUCUUUCUAUCUGGAAGAAUUUCUUAGAAUCUUCUGCAAUCCAGCCGAGUUGACUGAUCAAAGUUAAUUCCCCAUCAUUGGGAGACAAUUGCUUGAGCUGUUAUCCAGUAUAGGCAGUAUCGAACUGUAAAACUGGCUAGCUGUAAGGAACUGGAGGAAAGCUUGGCCAACACAGCUCAGUUAUAUUUGUUCGUCACCAGCACUCAAAACAAUGAAUAUUGAUCUACUCCAAACAAUGAUAUUUAUCUUACUUCUCAGCAUUCAAAUAUUAGCAAAUGUUGCACUGUGCAGUUUACAACAAGCUUUCCUCCAUUCUGUUAAAUUCAUUUGCUACUUGGCUAUCACUGGGAGUGGACUGCUGUCUGAAUCCAUCGGCUAAUGCAAUUCCAUCAGCAGCUGCAAUCCUGAACUGUAGCUUGGUAUGUGUUGGUGAACUGUUUAACUUAUGCAAUACUGUAACAAAUUGAGCAAUAAAUAGA